Messenger RNA from Dothidotthia symphoricarpi CBS 119687, 2612 nucleotides. RefSeq names its product ATP-dependent RNA helicase SUV3 mitochondrial precursor. The transcript is spliced from 2 exons. NCBI's taxonomy places the organism in Eukaryota, Fungi, Ascomycota, Dothideomycetes, Pleosporales, Dothidotthiaceae. Gene Ontology annotation, molecular function: RNA helicase activity; ATP binding; hydrolase activity, acting on acid anhydrides. The coding region runs from base 89 to 2356 and encodes 755 amino acids. Gene Ontology annotation, biological process: RNA catabolic process; mitochondrial RNA 3'-end processing. Gene Ontology annotation, cellular component: mitochondrial degradosome. The record is from RefSeq and is a predicted model, not a curated record.
CCCGCCUCUCUGCCUCUGCUGGCCACGCCUCUCUGCUCCCUCUGCUGGGUACACCCCUCUCCCGCCCACGCCCACUCCCGCUCCUGGUAUGCCUCGACUGCCGGCGCGGCGCAACUCGCUGUGUCUCUUCUGCGCCUUCGCCCGCCCGCCGCCUCGCCUCCUCCCGCGCAUCCAAAUCGCAAACAGAACCUCAACCGCAAAAAGCGGCUCCCGCUCCCCGAAGCCCUUCUUCAAUGUCCUCGACAAAAAGAACCCCUUCCGGUUCCAGCCCGAAAAAAAGUCGCCCUCGGAGACGGUCAGCGAGAAACUCGACAAGCUCCGAAAAGAGUUCGCCGCAGACGACUUCCUCGACAGUCUCCAGCUCACUAGCACUGAGUUUGACCAAGAAUGGGUUGCCUUCGAACGCUCCAUCGCCCAGUGGGUCAAGCAGGAAUCGGACAGGCUGUAUACGCUGAUAGGUGAGGCCCACCGAGGGAAGGGCACACUGGAAACAGAGCUGCGCUAUCGCUUCUACGCCCAGACAUGUGGUCAACACUUCACAUCGGCAGAGCUGGAGAACCAGAAAGACGUGGCAGACCUGCGCUAUCCCUCCGAGUGGUACCCCUCGACACGAGAGAUCCCGCGUGUAGUGCACAUGCACGUGGGGCCCACCAACUCUGGCAAGACAUACCGUGCCCUCAAACGCCUCGAGGAAGCCCACACGGGCAUCUACCUCGGUCCACUCCGAUUGCUGGCCCACGAGGUCUACACACGUCUGAAUGCAAAAGGCAAGGAAUGUGCCCUCGUCACGGGCGAGGAGCAGCGCCUGCCCGAGGGUGAUGCGGCCGCCAUGUUCAGCUGCACAGUCGAGAUGGCGCCCCUGAACACGCCUUUCGAUGUCGCCGUCAUCGACGAAAUACAGAUGAUCAGUCAUCCAGAGCGGGGCUGGGCCUGGACGCAGGCAUUUCUGGGCUUGCAGGCUAAGGAGAUUCACCUUUGCGGCGAGGCGCGCACUGUACCUCUCAUGCGCGAGCUCUGUGCUCUCGUGGGCGACGAGGUCCAUGUCCAUGAGUACAACCGUCUGACGCCUCUCAAGGUCGAGCAUCGAAGUUUACGCGGAAAUCUGAGUCUGCUGGAGAAGGGUGACUGCAUUGUCGCAUUCACAAUCCUCGGCAUCCAUGCUCUACGACGCGAGAUUGAGAAGCAGACCUCGAAAAAGUGCGCCAUUAUCUAUGGCAGCUUGCCUCCUGAAACAAGAGCCCAGCAAGCUCGACUGUUCAACGACCCAGACAAUGAUUUUGACUACCUCGUGGCUAGCGAUGCCAUUGGUAUGGGGUUGAACUUGGCCAUCAAGCGUGUCAUCUUUGAGUCUACCAUGAAGAACAAUGGGACGACCUACGUUCCUCUGCAGAUAUCCGAAGUCAAGCAGAUCGCCGGCCGAGCUGGUCGUUACAAAACCGCGCAUCAAGCAGUCAGCGAAGACUCCACAUCAGCUUCAGUAACCGACAUUGCUGCUGACCCCGCUAUCGAUCUGGACGACAAGAAGGAACCUGACCCUGAGGUCAAAACUGUCGGAUGGGUAACGACUCUCGAUCAAAUCGACCACGACUAUCUCCGAAGAAGCAUGGAACGCGAACCCGAAGACAUCACCAGCGCCGGCGUCUUCCCGCCCUCCCUCGUCGUCGAGCGCUUCGCAAGCUACUUCCCCCCCGGCACCCCCUUCAGCUACAUCAUGCUGCGCCUCCACGAGAUCUGCGAAAUCCACCCACGCUUCCACCUCUGCGCGCUCAAAGACCAGCUCGCCAUCGCAGACGUCAUCCACCCGGUCAAGAACCUCAGCAUCCAAGACCGCAUCACCAUCUGCGCCGCCCCUAUCAACACCAGGCAAUCCGCAGAACAGCAAUUCCUCCGCUCCCUCGCGGAAUGCGUCGCAGACGGCAAAUCAGGCAGCCUUCUCGACCUCCCCGACCUGCCCCUGCACUUCAUGGACCUCCCCGCCACCCGCGAGCGCAGCUAUCUGUAUAAGUUGGAACAACUCCACAAGAUGAUCGUGUGCUACCUCUGGCUCAGCUACCGCUUCCCCAACGUCUUCACCACGCGGCCCCUCGCUAACCACGCGAAGAAACUCGUCGAGGAUAAGAUCGAGAAGACGCUUACGGAGUUUAGCUUCACGGAACUCGCGCGAGAGCGUAUGAGGCGUAAUAGGGAGAAGGCGCAUAAGGGGAUGGGUGAGGAUUUUGUUGCGGAGAAAUACACCCCCGCCGCUGCGGCGCCUGGCGUGCCUGUUGCGGAGAAGAUUGAGUGGGAUGCGGCGAGGGUUGAGGUUCCUCCGGUGGUGGUUGAGCGGGAUGAGGAGCGGGAUUUGUGGACGGGGUAGACAGGUAGGCGGGCAUUUAUAAAAGGUAGUUACGAUGUAGUGCGAAAUGGUGUACGAUUAUGGAGAUGGAAGAUGUAAAUUUAGAUAUCAUGGGCUCCUUCCGCCCUAGAUCGACCUGACUUUCGUCUUGAUGCGAGAGUUUUCUUUUCUUUCGAGACGCAUGGCCAGGUUAUGGCGUUGUGCGGAUUGGGAUUGUUAGAUAUGUAUGUACCACCAUCUUCACUGGAAUGAAAUGAACUGCUUGUAUUCAUUUCCG